Messenger RNA from Teleopsis dalmanni, 2454 nucleotides. RefSeq lists its product as uncharacterized. Lineage: Eukaryota; Metazoa; Arthropoda; Insecta; Diptera; Diopsidae. Bases 1 to 2454 code for a protein of 817 amino acids. Gene Ontology annotation, molecular function: nucleic acid binding. Gene Ontology annotation, biological process: DNA integration. The record is from RefSeq and is a predicted model, not a curated record. The transcript has 3 exons.
AUGGGUUUAGAUUGGAUACAAGAAUUGAAUUUAUGUAAUAUGUCAAUCAAUUCUAUUUGUAAUAGUAUUUGUCAAAAUCAGGAUAGUAUUCAAUUGUGUUCAAAUCCGAAUAAAGAUACUCACCUGAAACAUUUUUUUUCAGAUGUAUUCGAUGGCAAAAUGGGGUUAUGCACUAAAACAAAAGCAGUAAUCACAACGAAACCAAACGUUCAGCCAGUAUUUAAGCCAAAGCGUCCAGUUGCAUAUGCGGUACAACAACUAGUUGAAGAUGAACUCAAAAGACUCCAAGAAUUAAAGGUUAUUUCACCAGUAAACUUCUCCGCAUGGGCAGCACCUAUAGUUGUUGUGAAAAAAACAAACGGAAACGUACGCAUAUGUGCUGAUUUCUCAACUGGUCUAAACAACUGCCUCGAAUCACAUCAAUACCCAUUACCAUUACCAGAAAAUAUAUUCUCAAAAUUGGCAAAUUCAAAAAUAUUUAGCCAUAUAGAUUUAUCGGAUGCAUUCUUACAAAUCGAGGUUGAUGACGCAUCGAAACAUCUACUAACAAUAAAUACACACAUCGGGCUAUUCCAGUACAACAGAAUGGUUUUUGGAAUAAAAACAUUUCCAGCAAUUUUUCAACAAAUUAUGGACCAAAUGUUAGCAGGACUAAAUUGCACUGCAUCAUAUAUUGAUGACAUAUUUGUUUCCGGUAAAACAGCAUAUGAACAUACAGACAAUUUAUAUGCAGUUCUUACAAGGCUACGGUACAAUCAAGAAGGGUUAAAACCUGAUCCAGAACGUAUUGCCGCUAUCAAGCAAAUGCCAGAACCAUCAAAUAUUACAGAAUUACGUUAUUUUCUUGGCGCAAUAAAUUUUUACGGGAAAUUUGUUCCGAAGAUGCGUGAGUUAAGAGGACCACUUGAUAAUUUACUUAAGUUAAAUGUAAAAUGGAAAUGGGACGCGAUACAUCAGAAGUCUUUCCAUCAUCUUAAAGCUAUAAUGUCAUCACAUUUAUUAUUAUGCCAUUAUGAUCCAAAUCAGAAGCUAAUUGUAGCUGCUGACGCAUCAAACUAUGGGUUAGGCGCAUGCAUCAUGCAUGAAUAUUCAGAUGGAUCCAUUAAACCUAUUUGCCAUGCUUCACGUUCUCUCACUCCGGUAGAACAAAAAUAUAGCCAGAUAGAAAAAGAAGGACUUGCACUCAUAUUUGCAGUUACCAAAUUUCAUAAAAUGUUGAAAAAUGAGUUAUCAUUAAUAUAUGAAUGUGUUGUGUACGGUGAACGUAUUGUUAUCCCACAAGUCUACAAAAAACGUGUACUUAAACAAUUACAUCGUGGUCAUCAAGGUAUUGAGCGUACCAAGGCAUUAGCACGGAGUUUUGUAUAUUGGCCAAACAUUGAUACUGAUAUAAAAACAUUUAUUCAAAAUUGCAAUCAAUGUGCAAAUGCAGCAAAGAUGCCUACGAAAACAUUACUUCAUUCUUGGCCCACACCAAGCGAACAGUGGGAGCGGGUGCAUAUAGACUAUGCUGGACCGAUAGAAGGAUGGUAUUUUUUGGUCAUUGUCGACGCAUAUUCAAAGUGGCCGGAAAUUGUUCAAACAAAAGCAAUGUCAUCCCAAGCAACCGUGAAUAUUUUAAAUGAUAUUUUUGCCCGAUUUGGUCUGCCAAAAACAAUCGUAUCAGAUAAUGGAACACAGUUUCGUAGUGAACAUUUUGAACAAUUCUUAAAACAUAACGGCGUUGAACAUCUAUAUUCCAGCCCUUACUAUCCAAUGUCGAAUGGUCAAGCUGAAAGGUUUGUAGACACUUUCAAAAGAUCUUUAAAAAAAUUAGAAGGAGAGGGGACGAUCACACAAAAUUUAUGCACAUUUCUUCAGACAUAUCGUUCAACACCGAAUGUAAACUCACCAGAGAAGCGAUCUCCAGCAGAAGUCAUGUUCGGAAGGAAAAUGAGAAUAAAUUUAGAUUUGCUGCAGCCAAAAAAGCUACACAAUGCAAAGUUAAGUCCAAAUAAAUUCAAAAUGGAAAAGCAAUUUAACAAAAGGUACGGUGCCAAGGAAAUAAAAUACUUUCCAUCAGAUAAAAUUUACGCCAACAUUCCAAAUGGAGUUAACCGUUUCAAAUGGAUGCCUGGGGAAGUCAUUGAGAAAAAAGGAAAAGUAAUGUACAAUGUUAUUCUGAACAAUGGAAAAUUAAUUCGAAUUCAUUGUAAUCAAUUACGAAAGCGCUACCACGACCAAAAUAAUAACCACAGGUUUUGGGAAGCUGCACUAGAUGUGUAUGAUUUACCACAACAAUCAGAUCAGUUUACAAAAGCACUCAACAAUCAGACACUGCCAAAUAUUCUACCACUAUCGACAUCGCCAACCGAGUUACCCAUAAUGCCUACAACAAUUUCAACACCUACAUCACCUGUUCUUCGUAGGACAACACGUAAUCGCAUAGCAGUCACUAGGUUUCAACCACAGUAA